AUGUCUCUUGAACCCACUAGAUUCUCUCACUCCUUCACUCUUCACUCUUCACUCUUCACUCAUCUCCUGACCAUCGCUACUGCCUUUGCGCUGUACAAACUUGUCUCUGGUGGCCUGUCUGGCAGUCGAUACUGGGCUGUUGGACCCGACAACGCCUUGUCCAAUCCUUCUGCUGUUGAUACAGCGGAACUGUUCCAAUCCAUCCCCUAUUCGCGAAACCCUUCCGCCACGCUGGCUGCGCUCGCCAUUCCACCACCCGGCAUGGGUACGGCGCUGGAGGCGCUGAAUGCCCCUCCGCCACUGAACGCUCGGCGGCCCGCCGCGCCCACCCUCCCCAGCUUCGAGCUGCCACCCCCGAACUUUCAGAUCCAUGUCGGCACUCCCAAGUACCCGCCGCAGUCGAGCCUGCAUCAUCCCAUCCACCACAGCGUGGGCAGUCUGCUCACCCCGCCGGCCUCCACCCAGGCAGGCGAAGUGACCGGGAGCACGACCGCCGCUCACAUCGCGACCACCUCCGCAUCUCACACCUCCGUGUCCGCAUCGCCCGACGGUGCGCCCACCGCAUAUGGGACCGCCUACUGGCCGGGCCAGAGUGCAUCCUACGGCAGUAGUACCCCCGGGGGCACCACCGCCACCAGCAGCAGCAGCACACCACGCCAACCCUGGAACGCGGGAGCCCCGAACCACCCGUCAUAUCCGCCGCGAGAUUCGUUUUCCCCGUCGGUCGCGAAUCCGCUGGGCCGCAAUGCGCCAACAUCUCCCCCCGUCACCGAGGGAUUGGCCCAGCCGUACGACAUGCAUCAAUUACCACCCUUCCAGCAAUCGCUCUCCAUGCCCCCGUCGGGACUCCCGAGUGGCACGACACAUCAGCACCCCAGCAUGGCCCACGCCAUGCUGACCAGUCCCACCGGACUACCGCAUCCCGGCCCGUCCCCCCAUCUUCUCCCCUCGAAUGAUCCCUACGGACCCAAAUCGCAUUCCGCGCCCGUCUACGGCGCCGCACAGCCGAUUUGCAGCCCGCAUCAGGCGAGUUUCCCACCCUAUGGCCAACCGGGGCUGGGAAUCCACCCCCCGGGUCGGGUUGCCUCGACCCCAACUCUCGCCACCGGCCCGCCGCACCACCUGAGCUAUCCGCGGCAACCGUGGCCGUCCUAUUCUCUCCCCGCGAUGAACGGCCCCGUGAUGACGAAUAUCCACAGCCCCAGCAGUCAGAUGUCCUUACUGGGCAGCCUGCAGCCGGGGAUCCUGCCCGGGUUCAAUAGCGGCCAUGUGGCCAGCAUGCAGCAGAUGUACGGGGGGCAUCCCCCGCAUCCAGUCCAUCAGCCGGGACCGACCAACGACCGGCCUUUCAAGUGUGACCAGUGCCCGCAGAGUUUCAACCGCAACCAUGACCUGAAGCGACAUAAGCGGAUUCAUCUGUCGGUGAAGCCGUUUCCUUGCACGCAUUGCGACAAGAGCUUUUCUCGCAAGGAUGCUUUGAAGCGACAUAUUCUGGUCAAGGGGUGCGGCAAGGAAGGGUCCUCGGACGGGACGAGUUCGAGCAAACCCAGUUCGGGUAGUGUCAAGGAAGAGGACAAGGAGAGCGUGGACAGCAACGGACCGAAUUAA
Molecule: messenger RNA, 1608 nt
Organism: Aspergillus clavatus NRRL 1
Lineage: Eukaryota; Fungi; Ascomycota; Eurotiomycetes; Eurotiales; Aspergillaceae
Product: putative C2H2 finger domain protein
Exons: 3
Coding region: 1-1608 (535 amino acids)
Biological process (GO): regulation of transcription by RNA polymerase II
Cellular component (GO): nucleus
Molecular function (GO): RNA polymerase II cis-regulatory region sequence-specific DNA binding; DNA-binding transcription activator activity, RNA polymerase II-specific
Source: RefSeq, a predicted model, not a curated record